Molecule: messenger RNA, 1041 nt
Organism: Argiope bruennichi
Lineage: Eukaryota; Metazoa; Arthropoda; Arachnida; Araneae; Araneidae
Product: neuromedin-K receptor-like
Exons: 4
Coding region: 1-1032 (343 amino acids)
Biological process (GO): G protein-coupled receptor signaling pathway
Cellular component (GO): plasma membrane; neuron projection
Molecular function (GO): neuropeptide Y receptor activity; neuropeptide binding
Source: RefSeq, a predicted model, not a curated record
AUGAAGAGCCAAGGUGAAGAGGAGUCCACUUCACCUAAUGGCACUUACAUAUCAAUUGAUAUAUAUGAGGUGCCCACUCCGCUGGUGAUAUUCCUUUCUUGUUGCUAUGGAACAAUAUCACUGGUGUCAGUUGUGGGUAAUUUAUUGGUGCUUCUCAUAGUAGCUAUUAGUCGCCGAAUGAGAACAGUCACCAAUUAUUACAUCGCCAACUUGGCAACUGCUGACAUAGUAAUCGGGCUGUUUGCCAUCCCAUUCCACUUCCAGGCUGCUCUGCUUCAGAGAUGGGUCCUGCCUCCCUUCAUGUGCGCUUUCUGCCCAUUCAUCCAAGUGAUGUCAGUGAACGUCAGCGUGUUCUCCUUGGCUGCUAUUGCAGUUGACCGCUAUCGGGCUGUCAUGUAUCCGAUCAAAGCCAAAACAGCCAAAGGAAGCGCCAAGUGGGCCAUUCUAUUCAUAUGGAUUUUAGGAUCCCUGAUCGGAGUUCCAUAUGCCAUAGCAUUGAGAGUGACAAUGAUGUUUGAUCCAGAGACUGGAGAUUACACUAAACCAUUCUGCCAGAACGUGGGAAUUCCUGUGUUUUGGUGGAAAGUGUACGGCUAUACUUUGGUAUGUCUCCAGUAUGUAGUGCCACUAAGUGUCAUCACUUUGGUAUAUGCCAUCAUCGGUAUGAAGCUGAAGGCUGCACCGAUUCCAGGAAAUAGCGAAGGCGAAAGAGACAACGCAGUUUUGAGGAACAGAAAGAAGGUUAUUCACAUGUUGUUCAUCGUGGUGGCUCUCUUCGGUAUCUGCUGGCUUCCGCUGCAGCUUUACAAUUUUAUCCAAGAGGUCAUGCCUCAGAUCAACUCCUACAAGUACAUCAAUCUCAUCUGGUUCAGUUGCCAUUUGUUGGCUAUGAGCAACUCGUGCUACAAUCCUUUCAUCUACGCCAUGUACAAUAAGAGAUUUAAUGCAGAAUUCAAGAAUCGAUUCGGGCGCUGCUUCUCUAUUUUCCGCAAGCGAAGGGCUCUCGACAUCUCAUCGGCCAGAUAUGGGUGAAGCGUCAGG